GUGUUCAAUGGCCGCGGUGUGUGUGUGUGUGGUGAGUGGUGAGGCAAGCGACGCGCCACAAGUAAACAAGUGCAGCCUCCAGUCAGCUGACAAGGGCUCGGCGUGACCUGCAACAACCACAAAAUCCUCGUGAGUGAGCCAGUGAGUAGCAGGAUGUCUGGGGAGGGAGAGCAGAAAGCAGCUGGCAGUGGUGGUGGUGGUGGUGGUGUGGAGGAAGUCCCUGACCCUGAGCUGGACAGUCUGCUGGACGAUGCCUUGCAAGACUUUGUUCAACCUAAGGCCCCAAACCCCAGCCAGGGCCCCACAGUCCCUGCCUCGGCUCCCCUUGGCACUGACCUUGCCUCCCUGGUGACAGCAGCGGGCAUCACUGCAGCAGUGGGUGGUCCAGGUGGUCAGGAAGUACAAGGCAAGCAAGGAGAAAUGUGGACAGAGGAGUUUGUGCAGCAGGCCACAGCACAGUUUGAGCAGACCAUGCGGUUACUCAUGCAGCAGCAGCAGCAGCAACAGGAAGGGAAAGAGAGCCCAGCGGUGGCAGCAACAGCCGCCACCACCCAAGCCUCCAGCACUCCAGCACAGCCUUCAGCUGGGGCACCUGAAGUUGACCUCUCCUCCAUGGCUGCCCAGUUUGCCCAGUUUGCUCAGAUGGCUACCAAGUCAGCAGAAGAGGCAAAGUCUGAUUCAGACUUUACCCAAUGCCUGGCGGACACCCUCAAGCAGAUCGGAGACAACAAUGAGCAGCUUCAGAAUCCUCCAAGUGCAGAUGACCUGACCAAGAUGUUUGAGAAUAUGGGGCUGGGUGGGGGCGAUGCAGCUGGGGGUGAAGGAGGACUGGGCGCAUUGUUCCCACUGAUGCAGGCAAUGCUGGAGAAUGUGCUGUCCAAGGAGGUGCUGUACUCUCCCAUGAAGGACAUCACAGACAAGUACCCUGACUGGCUAGCAGACAACCGCGCCAGCCUGCCGGAGGAGGACUUCACGCGCUACAGCAAGCAGUAUGACAUCAUGAAGCAGGUGGUUGACUUGUAUGAGCAGGAGACUGAGGGAGACUCGGAGGAGGUGCGAGGACAGCGGUUUGAGAAGAUCAUGUUGUCAAUGCAGAAGCUGCAGGAGCUGGGUCAGCCUCCCAAGGACCUGGUGGGUGACAUGGGGCCAGUCAUGUCUUUUGAUCCGUCCGGCAAUCCCGUCUUGCCUGACCUGUCCUCGGUGCUGGGGGCUGCUGGGGUGGUGCCUGGGGCAGGUGGGGAAGGCAGUGCUCCGCCUGGUCAAGGACAGCAGGGGGAAGAGUGCAGCAUCAUGUGAUCCCCACCACCACUGCCACCCCUCCUGACCCCACCCCCCAUCACCACAGCCAGGCCUGCACCAGUGCUUUCCAGAACUGGUUGGUUCAAGGUGUAGUUGAUUCUGUUUGGAUAAAGAGUGAGUUACUUUUUCCGUAAGAGAUAAAUUUAUCUUCCAAUAAACCUGCCUUGAGAUUAUAUAUAUUCAUUGGACGUGUUAAAUUUUUAGGAAAUUGUAGAGAUCCUAUACAUUGUGCCAAUGAACUAGUAUUAAGAACAUAUUUAUUAAACAUGAAUUGGUAGAUUAUUAAUAUAAUUGGGUAUAUUUGAAAAAAAAUAAUUGUAAAACAAAUAUUAAAGAUGCUUUAAUAUUCUAAUAGCCAAGAAAUAUUUAGUAGGACUGUUUACUGAAGAGUUGAGCAGUCAGUGGUGAAGUCUGAUUAGACGUAACAAAAGCAAACUUAUGGUGAAGUGCUCAGAGGCAAACUGUGACCAGGGUGUCCUCUCACAGGGAGGGAGGGACAUGCUGCCGUUUCUUUUGAGGAAACCCAUUCAUAUAAUUGUGUUCCUGAAAAUAAUACUAUAUAGAGUAAACAAGCUGGUUCAUGUGGCAAUCAAGGCAUUGUAGCUUGCUCAUAUUUCCACACAAGUUGACAUUGAAAUUUUACCGUUUGCAAAGUUGUUGACACACGCCCAUUUUGUAUAUAAUAUUACCUACUGUUUAUCUGCAAGAUUUGUAGACCAUUUGUACACAAUCCCAGCCAUGUUUUUACAGAGCUCAGAGUGAUGUUUUUCACUUUUUAAGUGUAUAGCUUUUAUCUUUGCAGCAUUUAUUGUGGAGUCUUUGUCUCAGACUGCUUGAGGUGAAUGUUAUAAUCAUCAUGCAGCAGCAUUGUGCAGCUGUCACAAGUAGGUCAGACAAACACAAGCUCUUCAGUUCUCUGGGCAGGUCUGGGCACUGGCAUCACACUCAGGUGCUUCAAUCACAGUGUUUUAAGUUGGUCAGACAUGAUUCAUAUCAUCUUUGCUUAAGCAAAGAUCCCCCCAUCUCUCUCUCUCUCUCUCUCUCUCUCUCUCUCUCUCUCUCAAUAAUUCUUGAUUUUUCCAUGUUCAUGUUAAAGGGAGUGCAGUUUAACAACAUACUAGAAUAAACACUUUGUUGAGGCACAUUUAACUAGGAGGCACCACAGCCUGUGAAGGAGGUAGUGGCCAGUGAUGCAUUACCACUCUGCAAGGGAAAACCUUGUGGUGGAUUGUUAACUAUUACACACCAUGCACUUUCUCUUGGCCAUACGUGAAACGUGGGAACUAAUGAGAAUGUCAUGUUAAAGAUGGUUGUUUUUAUUUUUUUUCAAUGUAAGAGAAAAAAAAAAUGGAAGUGAUCUUGUAGCAGCUUAAUGCACAUCACAGCAAUGGAUAUCUUUUGUGACACUGGCCUGAGAGCAAUCCAUGCUGCCAAAGAAAUGCCAGACACUGACAAGAAUGCACUUCAACUUUCCAAAUCUUUUACAUGUACUACUUAAUGUUUUAUUCACAAAAAUACUUUAAUAGUGAUAAGCAGUCUCAUGUGUUCUAGUCUUGGGCAAAUUGAGUGUGAAAAGUAAGAUUACAAUUAGGUCAUUCUUUACAGGUACAGCUCCCCAGUGGAAUUGCUUGGUAAAAUUAGUUCAUCGUAUGUUCAGUUCAGCAAGGUGAAGCACUCAAUAGUUGGAAUCCUGUUGUGUUCCUGUGAUGGCAUUGUUCUGAAGGGUUGGUGCAAAGACACAGGUUUCUUUCCUAAAUGCUCCUGAUAGGCUCAACUCAGGAGCUUAAGACUCUGUACAUAGUGUGAAAUAAACUUGGAAGCUUU
Portunus trituberculatus (swimming crab) is the source of this 3123-nucleotide messenger RNA. RefSeq names its product peroxisomal biogenesis factor 19-like (gene Pex19). Gene Ontology annotation, biological process: protein import into peroxisome membrane. The transcript has 8 exons. The record is from RefSeq and is a predicted model, not a curated record. Lineage: Eukaryota; Metazoa; Arthropoda; Malacostraca; Decapoda; Portunidae. Gene Ontology annotation, cellular component: peroxisome; peroxisomal membrane. The coding region runs from base 154 to 1296 and encodes 380 amino acids.